Molecule: messenger RNA, 1056 nt
Organism: Physella acuta
Lineage: Eukaryota; Metazoa; Mollusca; Gastropoda; Physidae
Product: ankyrin repeat domain-containing protein 39-like
Molecular function (GO): protein binding
Source: RefSeq, a predicted model, not a curated record
UUUACUGCUCUCAUAUUUUAAAGUUAUUAACAAUAUGUCUGAACAUGGCGGCGUCCAUAGUUGCGAAGAAUCACCAAGUUGCGAAUGCCACAUUCAAGUCUCUAACCCUUCAGUGCAUCAAACCCUAGACGAAUUAGACUUUGAAAAGGGGAUAUGGACAUCUGCUCUAACUGGAGAUAACUUAGAUGUUGAACAGAAAUUAGCUUUGAGCGGCGGAUUAGUAGUUAACAAAGCUGACAAGUCGGGCUUUACCGCUUUGCACUAUGCCUGCAGAAAUGGGCACAUCCAAGUAUGUCAGACAUUGCUUGACCAUCAUGCUGAUGUGAAUGUCGCCACCAAAUCCAGCAGAGCCACCCCACUGCACAGAGCUGCAUAUAUGGGCCAUGCAAAGAUUGUGAGUUUACUCUUGCAACAUGGGGCAGAUCCUUUGGCAGUUGAUUGUGAUGGAAUGACACCGUUACACAAGGCUGCAGAAAAUGGACACAUUGAUACUGUAGACAUCCUAAUGAGCAGUGAACCCAAAGCUUCCAGUAUAACAGAUUUCAAGGGCAGAAAACCUAUUGAUGUUGUAAAGAAUGAGGAAGCAAGAUGUAAAUUACAACCAUGUGAUUAAAUCGCCAAUGUUUUCUUUUAUCCAUAGAGAAGGAUAAAAUUAUCUAUAAAUAAGUGUAGUAAUUCCAUACAGUAUUACCUCUGGAGCUACAAAACAUACAUGGAUGAAUGUGGUUAGAAGUGUGAAUUAACCUGUUGAGUAUUCCAUAUAGUGUAAGUUUUGCUCAAUGUUACAACAAAAGAUUUACAAACCAUGGUUUAACUACAAAACUAAACUGAUCUCAUAUUCUAUUUGCAUCAAAGUUGAGAAAUCUAAACCAAACUGAUUUCAAUUUCAUGAAAACUGUAAACUUAACCAAAGUUAUUGAUUUUAUGAUUGCAUUUAGUAAAAUUAAUGCUUGUUUAUAAAUGUCAAGAUCUCAAAAACAGUUGCUCUCUGGACUUAAUUAUUAAAUUACUUCUUUACACAAAAACAUCUGUAAAGAAAAGAAAACAAUAUUGAAA